AUGGCCCUUACAAAAGAGCAGCUUAAAGACAUAGAGACCAGUUUGGUUGAUUUAGCGUCAAAGGAGGUAGGUCCCCUAUUGAAAGAGAAAGCCGGCACUCAAUUUGACGCCUUCGAUGACAAAGCAAACCAAGUUGACCUUGUGACAGCCGUCGACAAGAAGAUCGAGGCUAUUAUUAAAGAAUCUCUCAAUAAACUGUACCCAGACUUCAAGUUUGUAGGGGAGGAAACGUACCAGCCGGGAACUACCGAAAUCGGCAAGGAACCAACCUUCAUUGUGGAUCCUAUUGACGGCACUACCAACUUUAUCCAUGGCUAUCCUUAUAGCUGUACCUCACUCGGGCUGGUUGAAAACGGAGUCCCUGUAGUUGGCGUUGUUUACAACCCUCACUUGAACAUGAUGUUCCAUGCUUCUAAGGACAACGGCGCAAGAUUAAACGGUGAGCCCAUCAAGGUUCCUGAGAGAGAUUUGACCCUUCAACAAUCUAUCAUUGCUUUAGAGGCCGGCUCUGAGCGUUCCUCCGGCUCCUCAGGGGAUGACAACUUCGACAUUAAACAAGCCACAUACAAGAACCUACUGAGCGACAAAGGUGGGUAUAUUCAUGGAAGCAGGAGUUGCGGUAGCGCAGCCAUGAACAUGUGUUUAGUCGCUACCGGUAAGUUGGACGCCUAUUGGGAAGGUGGAUGUUGGGCGUGGGAUGUAUGCGCAGGCUGGUGUAUUGUUACAGAGUGCGGCGGCAUGGUUGUCGGAGGAAAUCCAAACGCAUGGGAAGUCCCAGUCGACGAGAGAUGCUACUUAGCGGUUAGAGGUGGCUGCACAAAUCCUUCUCAAAAGACUUUUGUUGAAAACUUUUGGUCUCACGUUGCCGGAAAGCUAAAAUACCACUGGUAG
Lachancea thermotolerans CBS 6340 is the source of this 891-nucleotide messenger RNA. RefSeq names its product inositol monophosphate 1-phosphatase INM2 (gene INM2). The transcript has a single exon. Gene Ontology annotation, biological process: signal transduction; inositol metabolic process; phosphatidylinositol phosphate biosynthetic process. Lineage: Eukaryota; Fungi; Ascomycota; Saccharomycetes; Saccharomycetales; Saccharomycetaceae. The coding region runs from base 1 to 891 and encodes 296 amino acids. The record is from RefSeq and is a predicted model, not a curated record. Gene Ontology annotation, molecular function: inositol monophosphate 1-phosphatase activity.